Messenger RNA from Carassius gibelio (silver crucian carp), 995 nucleotides. RefSeq names its product protein SPO16 homolog. Lineage: Eukaryota; Metazoa; Chordata; Actinopteri; Cypriniformes; Cyprinidae. Gene Ontology annotation, cellular component: chromosome. Gene Ontology annotation, biological process: reciprocal meiotic recombination; synaptonemal complex assembly. The record is from RefSeq and is a predicted model, not a curated record. The coding region runs from base 100 to 618 and encodes 172 amino acids. The transcript is spliced from 5 exons.
CAUUGGCGUCAGCUGACAGACUGUUGGCGCCAAAACCGAGACUUGGGUCUCUGCAGAGCAUACUUGUCCAAAACCUAAUAUCAGGGAAACCGACUGGAAAUGGCAAGCAAUACCGGCACCUCUUGGAAAACAACCAUUAUAAUUAGCUCCUCGCCCCAGUGUGAUGAACCCUCGAAGAUUCUUCUGGCGCAGCAGCACAGGAUUCGCCGCUCGGACACCAUCCUGUCCUCUGCCUUUGUUUUCCCCAUGUCAGGAACGGCUUUCUUGCUGGUCACACCCGAGGAGUUUCCAGCUAAGCUUGAGAAUUCAGAAUUUUUUGAAAGAAUUGAGAAGUUUGUGCAGGUCCAUAGAAACAGUUUUCUUCUGCUUCAAGCCCCAGUCUACGGAAAAAGGGAGUGGGAGAUUUUAUCAUCCGUGCAAAACAGCAGAUUUCUUGGCUGUAACCUCAGAGUCAUACCUGUGCACAGUACUGCUGAUGUAGUGAAGGGAAUGCUGGUCAUUGCGAAGGCCACAAGUAAACCCAAUGUGGCGAAUUUGAGCGACCAGAUGUCUUUGGCUUGUACUUACAUCAUUGAUCACAGCCCAGUUUGGGGGAUGCUUCAAGAGAUGCAGUUCUAGUUAGAUUUACUAUAUGUUCCUCUCAAUUCAGGUUCUUGUUGCUUGCUAUACUUGUUUUAAACAACAGAUGUCAGUAUUGUUUCAUAGUAAGUUGUGUCAAAACUAACUUGCCAUUCACACCUUGUUGUUAAGCCUUUUGAAAACCUCUUCUUUCAAAAGAAUUCAUAAACUAUUAAGAUCAAAGUAUAGACAUUGACAGAAGAAAAAUGUCCAACUUUUAUUUGUGCUGGAAAAGUUGUAAAAGUCAGAAUACAGAAUAGUAUCGAAAAUAUUUAUAUUGUUGCUCUUACAUUCCUUUUUUUAUCGUUUCAAAUGUGUCAUGCUACAGGGAUGGUAAACAAAUAAAUUCAUAAAUGCAUUAUUCAGUUCAGAAAGCA